Molecule: messenger RNA, 1200 nt
Organism: Lodderomyces theae
Lineage: Eukaryota; Fungi; Ascomycota; Pichiomycetes; Serinales; Debaryomycetaceae
Gene: FAL1
Product: ATP-dependent RNA helicase
Exons: 1
Coding region: 1-1200 (399 amino acids)
Cellular component (GO): nucleolus; catalytic step 2 spliceosome
Molecular function (GO): mRNA binding; ATP binding; RNA helicase activity
Source: RefSeq, a predicted model, not a curated record
AUGGACGAAUUUGACAGAGAUGUGGAUAAGGAGUUGAAAUUUAGUCAUAAGUCAACAAAGGGCAUCAAAGUCCACCGCACAUUUGAAAGUAUGAAGCUAAAACCCGAGCUCUUAAAAGGAAUUUACGCCUACGGGUUCGAAGCUCCAUCGGCAAUCCAGUCUAGAGCAAUUAUGCAAAUCAUAGCUGGUCGGGAUACUAUUGCCCAGGCCCAAUCUGGAACUGGUAAGACGGCUACUUUUUCGAUAGGGAUGUUGGAGGCAAUUGAUGCCAAGUCAAAAGAUUGCCAGGCAUUGAUCUUAUCACCAACAAGAGAAUUGGCGAUCCAGAUUCAAAAUGUUGUGCAACAUCUUGGUGAUUAUAUGAACAUACACACUUAUGCCUGCAUUGGUGGUAAAAAUGUGGGAAUGGAUGUGAAGAAACUACAGCAGGGUCAACAAAUUGUCAGUGGAACACCGGGUAGAGUGUUGGAUGUUAUCAGGCGAAGGAAUCUUUCUUCAAGGCAUAUAAAAAUCUUGAUUCUAGACGAGGCUGACGAGCUAUUUACAAAGGGUUUCAAAGAACAGAUAUACGAAAUCUACAAGCAGCUUCCGUUUGAAACACAAGUUGUGGUUGUGAGUGCUACAUUGCCUCCAGAGGUUUUGGAAAUGACUAGUAAAUUUACCACUGAUCCUGUAAAGAUUUUAGUGAAGCAAGAUGACGUUUCUUUGGUGGGAAUAAAGCAGUAUUAUGUACAAUGUGAACAAGAAGACUGGAAAUUUGACACAUUGUGUGAUCUCUACGAUAACUUGACAAUAACCCAAGCAGUAAUAUUCUGCAAUACAAAGCUAAAAGUCAAUUGGCUCACAGAUCAAAUGAGAAAACAGAAUUUUGUUGUGCUGUCGAUGCAUGGUGAUAUGAAACAAGAUGAAAGAGACUCCAUCAUGAGUGACUUUAGAACAGGCAAUUCUCGUGUUUUGAUUUCGACUGACGUGUGGGCUAGAGGUAUUGACGUGCAACAAAUAUCCUUAGUAAUAAAUUAUGACUUACCGAAUGAUAAAGAAAACUACAUUCACAGAAUAGGUAGAUCUGGAAGGUUUGGUAGAAAGGGGACAGCAAUUAACUUGAUAACUAAAGCUGAUCUUUCUACAAUGAGAGACAUUGAAAGUUACUACUCAACGAGAAUCCGAGAGAUGCCGAUGAAUAUCAAUGAGAUCAUGUGA